This is a messenger RNA of Epinephelus lanceolatus (giant grouper), 4748 nucleotides long. RefSeq names its product transmembrane protein 68 (gene tmem68). Lineage: Eukaryota; Metazoa; Chordata; Actinopteri; Perciformes; Serranidae. Gene Ontology annotation, molecular function: acyltransferase activity. Gene Ontology annotation, cellular component: membrane. The record is from RefSeq and is a predicted model, not a curated record.
UGACAAGUGUGAGAGAUGUGGUGUUAAGGAAAAUGUGGAACAUAUUUUAAUACACUGUCUAAAGUAUGCUUCAGAGAGAGAGGCUACAGAGAAAAGUCAGUGCAGCGCAGCAGGACUGGAGUAUGGCUGGAAUUCUAGGAACUGAAGGGGAAAGAGAAAAGAUCCAAGUUGUAAGGAAAGCAUUAUUCAGCUUUCUGAAAGAGACCCAGUUGAUGGGUAGAAUCUAGAGGUGGGGAUAUGACGCUACACACUCUUGUACAGUAGGUGGCGGUAUGCACCUGAACGUUGCUUGCGAUCCGCCAUUAAACGAAAGAAGAAGAAGAAGAAGAAGAAGAAGAAGUAAGGCGAGUGGAACUCAUCUAUUGGUUCGUUGUUUUCCAGGGACAAAACACUGUGCAGUGUCACACUGAAAGCGUUCCGGAGUUAAGAACAGGACGUUUGUUAGCGUAUAGGUUAUUUGCGAUAAAAUUUGUAUGUUGUGUUAGUUUAAAAUUAAACGCACAGUGAAAUGUUUUAAUGGCUGUGUUCACAGAGUAACUGUCUAAGCAACAGAUGCUCUCCAUGCAGUGUGCUCCUUCCCCCUGAGGCUGUCAUCAGCUGUUUGAGGCUGACAGCAGAGCAGGAUGUCAGACAGUGGGAACCAGUCAUGCCUGAUGGGAGCAGAGGACACUCUGUCCUUCCUGGUGUGUGUAUUUCAUGCAUGGGAGGAAUGGGUAGGCCUCGGCCAGUUGGAGGACUAUCUGAGUGUUUUGGAGUACCUGUUGUGGGUCUUCACUCCUCUGGCUAUUGUCUUCCUUGUGCCCUUCCUCAUUGUCAUCCUCCUCUACCUCUCUAUACUCUUCCUUCAUGUCUACAAGAGGAAGAAUCAGCUGAGGGAAGCUUACUGCAACAACCUGUGGGAUGGAGCCAGGAAGACCCUGGCUACUCUGUGGGACGGACAUGGAGCCAUAUGGCAUGGUUAUGAGAUCCAUGGGAUGGAGAAGAUCCCUGACAAAGGACCAGCACUGAUAGUGUACUAUCAUGGAGCCAUUCCCAUCGACUACUAUUACUUCCUGGCCAAUGUUAUCAUCCAAAAGGGACGGCCCUGCCACUCUGUGGCUGACCACUGCCUCUUCAAGAUCCCAGGUUUCAAGUUACUGUUGGAGGUGUUCAGUGUGAUCCAUGGUCCUCAGGAGGAGUGUGUGCGGGCUCUGAAGAAUGGUCACCUAUUGGCAAUUUCUCCAGGAGGAGUGCGGGAGGCUCUAUUCAGUGAUGAGACCUACCCUCUUCUCUGGGGCAAACGCAGAGGCUUCGCCCAGGUCGCCAUCGACGCUCAAGUGCCAAUAAUUCCAAUGUUUACUCAAAAUGUGCGGGAAGGCUUCAGAUGUCUGGGAACACUCAGAUUUUUCCGCUGGAUGUAUGAGAGGUUUCGCAUCCCAGUAGCUCCUAUUUAUGGUGGAUUUCCUGUGAAGUUUCGGACCUUCCUUGGUGAUCCCAUCCUGUAUGACCCCAACAUCAGUGCUGCAGAGUUGGCAGAGAAAGUGAAGCAGGCAGUCCAGUCUCUGAUUGACCAGCACCAGCAGAUACCAGGGAGCAUCCUAAGAGCCUUGUUGGAGAGAUUCCACACUAAACACAAAUACCAUUAACAUCAGCAGUACAACAACAGAUACAAAGUAUCCAAUGUAUGACCAAAACAACAUCAACAUCGGCUCAGCAGGCUGCAGUGUGCACAGGUUUGGCCUAACGUGUUGGAAUAUUUGCACAGCUUUCUUCACUGCUUCCAAACACCACUGACUGCAGCUGCUGAGGUUCCUAUUACAAACAUGUUCCAUGCAUGUUUGUGAUAUGUUUCCUUGCAUACAUUGGCUCCCUUUUUAUCUGAUGAUUUGCUUAAAGCUAGACUUCCUGAAGUUGUUAUAUUGACCCUUGAAAAUAAUCAUACCUCAAAAACAGUAAAUGAAAGGAUAAUUAUUUUUUCAAUACACAUGCACAUCUAAUUUCUUGUGUUCCAAUAUCUUUAUCUUAAUUGAUUACAAUGUGGUCAGUUAAAGAUUGUGCUCAGGACUGAUCUGUGGGCUGAUUGGUUGGUUGAACUAAUAGAUGUAAUUUGUCAUUGUAGAUGUUUUCAGUGUGUAUAUAUGGGAUUCAGACAAUUUCCAUAUUGAAAAUUGUGAUAUUAGUAAAUUUAUGUCAGCAAGAAAAUCCUAAUGUUGGUUAACUAAUACAUUUAGUUUAUUGUCCAUGCCUAUUAAUUGCAGUGACUAUGCAGACAGCUGCUUGUUCUGAUAUACUUUAACAUCAUUUUGAGUUUGCGCAUCUUCAGUUUCAUUCACCUUGUAGUAACCAGUGAAACAUACACUAUUUCAUGGGAGCAGGCUGCAGGGUUAGACUUCACAGGUAGAGUAGACAGAGCUGAACCCACUGGUUAAGACUGGCCCACUAUAAAAGGCUUUUUGGUUUUGAUUUCUUCAAAGUUGGAGUUUCAUGUAUGAACCACAGACUGUAUAAAAUAAUGGUAAUUGGUUUGUAGACUCCGGUUUUAAGCCUCGAGUUUGGCAUUUGGCAUCACAAUCUUGGAUUUUUGGAGCCAGAAGUGAUCAUAUUCAAACAAGAGGGUGGAGAUUACUCUAAGGCUAGCAUAGCUAUGGUUAACUGUGAUAACACCAAUGCUAAAGCUAAUUUUUGCCACAGAAAAACGAAGUUUAAAACCAUAAAAAUAAAAUGUACUUACUGGAAAAACUAAAUAUUUAACUGCUUAGAGGGUCUUCUAGUUCAACCAAAUGUUGAAAAAGACUUUGUUAGGCAACCAAAAUGUCACAGUUAACUUCAUGAAUCAAAAACACACUGAAGUAGUGAUGCCUCGUACUCUGUGAAUCUAGUGUUAUGCAACAGUUACGUUACCAAACCAAUGUUGCCAUUGUUGUAGCCACUUGACAAUGGAUGGCACCCACCUGUCACCUAAAGUGGCAAUGCCCUUAAUGUUGCGUAACUUUAAGCCUUAAUAUAAACAUUCAAGAUUUAAACAGGUGAUUAGGUAUAGAGACCAAACCAUGUUAAUUUCUGCUGUUAAGUUGGGCAUUUUAAUGUGGGUUUAUGACUUGCUCUUGGAGCCAUCUUCAAGUGGCCAUUAGAGGAAUUGCAGAUUUUGGCACUUCUACAUUGACUUCAUUUUUCAGCCUUGGAGAUUGCUGCUUGGUAGGAACCAGUAUCAUACUUGCUCCAAGUACAUACAGAACACUGACCUAAGGUGACAGGAGUACGACAACAUUGUGUAAAUGAGAUUAAUUUGUAUAUAGAAUUAGUGAACAGGAAUUUCAAGGUUAGAUCAUUUUUUUAGGGUAACUGAAAUUGUCUGGCAUCUGCGACUGUGGGUGUACACCUGAGCUCUCAAGGCUGGUGAGAAUAGGGCUUUGAUCUCUCACGCACCAACUGUUGACACUGUCGUCAACUGUUCCUAACCAUAGUUCCUCCCUGGACUAAGUCAUUGUCAAGACUGGGUAAAUGUUUAGACCUCUAGCCAUAGAUCUGGAUCUACCAUACAUGCACAGGCCUCUGAUGUUUGUUGAACCACAUUGUCUAGACUAGGCAGGUCAUCUUCUAGGAUAAUCUCAUAUGCAAGAUUCUCCAACACCCCCACAGAAAGCAUAAAAGCUUAGCCCCUUAAUCUCACAAGUCAUAUUAGCAGUAGGGUAGUUCUGGCUGUCACCUUCCACACAAGUAAUAUUCACAACCCUUUCAUUACUGGGUCGAAUAUUGCUGACCAAAUGUGUCUUUAGUUACUACUAGUGUCUGCUAGUGCUUUUAGCGCUUAACCAUUUAUGGUAACAUGUACGAUUUCCUGCUCUGGUCUGGGUACUGAACACAUUUCAGCAGCUUUGGAUAGCCUUGUGGCCAAGUUGUUGACAAUGAAGACCAAUGAAUUGACCCUUUGGCUGACUCUGUAAACCUUUCUCCAACCCAACUGCCAGUAUUACCACAAUCUGUUGGAUUUGGUGGUCUAUACCCCUCAUACUUCUGUUUCACUGUAGACAUCCUUUUUCUUGAUGGUGUAAUGCCAUGCACCAAUCUGCCAAUCCAGCUGCUUCUUCUCCAGCCUUUGGGCUGUGCUCCCUCACCCAGGUGCUAACUUCUGGUAAAAGUACUUGCAGAUAAUGCUACAAAGUGAUGAUCUCUCCAAGCUGAUCGUUGGUAUGGUUGUCUGGACGCAUCCAGCACUUGUACAGCCCCUUCAGUCGGUUAUAAUGCUCUUGGAUUGUCCCCCCUGCUGGAGCAACCAUGCUCUGCCUGCUCUUCAUCAGCGUACACCAGCUCAAUGCCAGCAUAAGGGAUGAUGCUGAAAAGACUGGGAAUAUAGCCCUUAAAAAAUGCCCUCACUCCCUCCUUCAGGAUUUUCUUGGCACAGUCAAAUAUUCCUGAGUACUGUCUGGUCUUCCUCAGGGUCAAACUGGACCUCCAUGCAGUAGAUGGCAGUUUGUGUUGUUGCUCCAUCCAGCGAUCCAGCCAGGAACCUCUUGUGGGUCUUGAUCUUCCCUGGUUCUCUGGUCAGCUGUUUCUUAUCCUGCUCAUAGACCAUAAAUUUAAUGGCAGUCUCAGGGGCCAUCUUCAAUACAUUGAUACCAUUUUGUCUCUAUAGAGACAUCAAGCCUUCUUCUUUUAAUACUUGCUGAAAGUGACAGUUUACCCAAAAAUCCUGUAGUGCAAUCUAUAUAGUUUUGGUGUGAGUUGCCGAGUGUUACAGAUAUCCACCGUAGAGAUGUCUGCCUUCUCUC